CGGCAGCUUCCGGUCGGCUUUUCUCUUCCUUCGGCUGCGGGCGCCAGCACGUCCUGUUGUCGUUGGCCGCGCUGGGAUGGCCUCCGCCAGUGUAGUUGUCGCUAGGGCUUAGCGCGGAUCUUUGCCGGGCGCUGAGGGCAGCGCAGUCUCCUUUUUGUCCCGUUCGCCUGCGCGUGGUACUCAAGGGCACCAGCAUUCCCGCGGUCGGCAGCAUGGGUCGGGAGUCACGCCACUAUCGAAAACGAUCGGCAUCACGGGGUCGCUCUGGAAGUCGGUCUAGAAGUCGCUCACCCUCAGACAAAAGAAGUAAACGUGGAGAUGACAGGCGAUCUAGAAGCAGAGAUAGAGAUAGGAGGAGAGAGAGGUCUCGUAGCAGGGAUAAAAGAAGAUCUCGGUCAAGGGACAGGAAGCGUCUGAGACGUUCCAGAAGUAGAGAGAGAGACAGAAGCCGAGAGCGAAGAAGAUCUCGAAGUAGAGACAGGAGACGCUCAAGGAGUAGAAGUCGGGGCCGGCGAUCCCGAUCCUCCAGUCCUGGCAAUAAAAGCAAGAAAAUUGAGAAUAGAUCUAGGUCCAAAGAGAAAACUGAUGGUGGGGAAAGCUCUAAAGAGAAGAAAAAAGACAAAGAUGACAAGGAGGAUGAAAAAGAAAAAGAUGCUGGCAACUUUGACCAGAAUAAGCUGGAAGAAGAAAUGAGAAAGCGAAAAGAAAGAGUAGAAAAAUGGCGAGAAGAGCAACGUAAAAAGGCUAUGGAAAACAUAGGAGAACUGAAAAAGGAAAUCGAAGAGAUGAAACAAGGGAAAAAAUGGAGUUUAGAGGACGAUGAUGAUGAUGAAGAUGAUCCUGCAGAAGCUGAAAAGGAAGGAAAUGAAAUGGAGGGUGAGGAGUUAGAUCCAUUAGAUGCUUACAUGGAAGAAGUGAAAGAGGAAGUAAAAAAAUUUAACAUGAGAAGUGUAAAAGGUGGUGGGGGAAAUGAAAAGAAGUCUGGGCCAACGGUCACAAAAGUUGUCACUGUUGUGACAACCAAAAAAGCAGUUGUGGAUUCUGAUAAGAAGAAAGGUGAGCUGAUGGAGAAUGACCAGGAUGCCAUGGAGUAUUCUUCAGAGGAGGAAGAAGUUGAUCUUCAGACAGCCCUUACAGGGUAUCAAACAAAACAGCGAAAGCUUCUAGAACCAGUUGAUCAUGGAAAAAUUGAAUAUGAGCCAUUUAGGAAAAACUUCUAUGUCGAAGUUCCAGAGCUAGCAAAAAUGUCUCAAGAAGAGGUAAAUGUGUUUCGAUUGGAAAUGGAGGGCAUUACAGUUAAAGGAAAAGGUUGUCCCAAACCAAUUAAAUCCUGGGUCCAGUGUGGAAUUUCCAUGAAGAUCUUAAAUUCCCUCAAAAAGCAUGGCUAUGAAAAGCCCACGCCCAUCCAAACCCAAGCUAUUCCUGCUAUAAUGUCUGGACGAGAUUUGAUUGGCAUCGCCAAAACAGGAAGUGGAAAGACCAUUGCUUUUCUGUUGCCCAUGUUUAGACACAUCAUGGAUCAGAGGUCAUUAGAAGAAGGAGAGGGGCCAAUAGCUGUCAUCAUGACUCCAACUCGAGAACUGGCUUUACAGAUUACUAAAGAGUGUAAGAAGUUUUCCAAGACUUUGGGACUUAGAGUGGUCUGUGUUUAUGGAGGAACAGGAAUCAGUGAGCAGAUUGCUGAGCUGAAAAGAGGUGCUGAAAUUAUUGUUUGCACACCUGGUCGAAUGAUUGACAUGUUAGCAGCUAACAGUGGUCGGGUUACAAAUCUUCGAAGAGUGACAUACGUUGUUUUAGAUGAAGCAGACAGAAUGUUUGACAUGGGUUUUGAACCCCAGGUCAUGCGCAUCGUGGAUAAUGUUCGUCCUGAUCGACAGACGGUUAUGUUUUCAGCUACUUUCCCCAGAGCUAUGGAGGCUUUGGCUCGCAGGAUCCUGAGUAAACCUAUUGAAGUACAAGUUGGAGGCAGGAGUGUGGUUUGCUCGGAUGUGGAGCAACAAGUGAUUGUGAUUGAAGAAGAAAAGAAAUUCUUGAAGUUACUUGAGCUUCUAGGCCAUUAUCAAGAGUCAGGAUCUGUCAUUAUAUUUGUGGAUAAGCAGGAACAUGCUGAUGGUCUUCUUAAGGAUUUAAUGAGAGCAUCUUAUCCUUGCAUGUCUCUUCAUGGAGGCAUUGAUCAAUAUGACAGAGAUAGCAUCAUAAAUGACUUUAAGAAUGGGACCUGCAAACUUCUUGUGGCUACCUCUGUUGCUGCCCGAGGUCUAGAUGUGAAACAUCUGAUUCUUGUAGUAAAUUAUAGCUGCCCCAACCAUUAUGAGGAUUAUGUACACAGAGCAGGGCGGACUGGAAGAGCAGGCAACAAGGGUUAUGCUUAUACUUUUAUCACAGAAGAUCAAGCUCGCUAUGCUGGUGACAUAAUUAAAGCUCUUGAAUUGUCAGGGACCACAGUACCUCCUGAUUUAGAGAAACUGUGGAGUGAUUUCAAAGAUCAACAGAAAGCUGAGGGGAAAAUAAUUAAAAAGAGUAGUGGGUUCUCUGGUAAGGGAUUCAAGUUUGAUGAAACAGAACAAGCUUUGGCUAAUGAGAGGAAGAAGUUACAAAAAGCAGCUCUUGGUCUGCAAGAUUCAGAUGAUGAGGAUGCUGCAGUUGACAUUGAUGAGCAAAUUGAAAGCAUGUUUAAUUCAAAGAAGAGAGUAAAGGAUAUGGCUGCUCCUGGAACAUCAAGUGUUCCUGCUCCAACUGCAGGAAAUGCUGAGAAAUUAGAAAUUGCUAAGAGAUUGGCUCUCAGAAUCAACGCCCAGAAGAAUUUGGGCAUCGAGUCUCAGGUAGAUGUGAUGCAACAGGCCACCAAUGCAAUUCUUAGAGGUGGCACCAUUCUGGCUCCCACUGUUUCUGCAAAAACCAUUGCAGAACAACUUGCCGAAAAGAUCAAUGCCAAGCUCAAUUAUGUGCCUUUAGAGAAACAAGAAGAAGAGAGACAGGAUGGUGGACAGAAUGAAUCUUUUAAGAGAUAUGAAGAAGAAUUAGAGAUCAAUGACUUCCCACAGACUGCUAGGUGGAAAGUUACCUCUAAGGAAGCUCUGCAGAGGAUCAGUGAAUACUCUGAAGCUGCAAUUACAAUCAGAGGAACAUACUUCCCUCCUGGUAAAGAACCCAAGGAAGGCGAGCGGAAGAUUUACUUGGCAAUUGAAAGUGCCAAUGAACUGGCUGUGCAGAAAGCAAAGGCAGAAAUCACCAGGCUCAUAAAAGAAGAGCUGAUCCGGCUGCAAAAUUCAUACCAACCAACAAAUAAAGGAAGAUACAAAGUCUUAUAGACAUCUGGAAAAAAGAUUUUUACCUGUGCUGGUCUAUGAUAGAUGUGGCAGUUGCAGUCUACGGUUUACAAUGUAUUGUAAAUUAAGAUUUUUAAAAUUCUGUCUUGCUGAUUUUUUUUAAAUACAAGAAACUAGUAUUUGGUAAAGAAAUCUGUCCGUAAGUACCCCCACAAUCAAACUAUAUUUAAAGCUGGCCUGUUUUCACAGUAUGAUGUCCUUUAAUGUAAACUUAAAUAUCAGUAUUUUAAAUGUCCGGAUAAUAUUCUAGAGGUUUAAAAAAUGGAAAUAUUUGAACUUUCUGUUGAAGACAAUAAAGUACACAAGUCGUUAGGGGGCUAUUCACUUUAUCCUGUACUUUCAAUGAAAUUGUGAUCAUUUCCUAAGAAAAGGUAAAAUUCACUAUCAUAUUUUGUGUCCCCACCUUGAGCUUAAAUGUUACAUGACUUUGUGGAACAAUAUGAACUGGAUUUAAGAAUGUUAUAAUAGAAGUCUUACAAAAUAGGUUGAGAGUUUCUGUUUCAAUUUUUAUCAUCAUAAAUGGGCAAAAAGUAGUUGGACUAAUUUCGGUUUUUAUACAAGUAAAGAUUUAAUAGUA
Molecule: messenger RNA, 3906 nt
Organism: Piliocolobus tephrosceles (Ugandan red Colobus)
Lineage: Eukaryota; Metazoa; Chordata; Mammalia; Primates; Cercopithecidae
Gene: DDX46
Product: DEAD-box helicase 46
Exons: 23
Coding region: 213-3311 (1032 amino acids)
Molecular function (GO): nucleic acid binding; ATP binding; RNA helicase activity
Source: RefSeq, a predicted model, not a curated record